Molecule: messenger RNA, 1610 nt
Organism: Cheilinus undulatus (humphead wrasse)
Lineage: Eukaryota; Metazoa; Chordata; Actinopteri; Labriformes; Labridae
Product: PR domain zinc finger protein 12-like
Exons: 5
Coding region: 92-1213 (373 amino acids)
Biological process (GO): neurogenesis
Cellular component (GO): nucleus
Molecular function (GO): histone methyltransferase binding
Source: RefSeq, a predicted model, not a curated record
CUCCCCUCAUUCUUCUUCUUGCAUUCUUGUCGCUGCACUGCUGUUUUGAACUUUUCUUUCGCUGGUUUUCUUUUUUUUUCACUCUUGAAUUAUGGGCUCCGUGCUCCCCGCAGACGCUUUGGCUCUCAAGUCUGGAUUUAAGUGUCCGAGUCGCGCGCUCUCGGACGUGAUCACCUCGGACAUCCUGCACAGUUUCCUGUACGGCAGGUGGAGGAACGUGCUGGGUGAACACCUGGCGGAGGAGCGCCACAGCGGCAGCCCCAAGACGGCGUUCACCGCGGAGGUGCUGGCUCAGUCUUUCGUCGGAGAGGUGCAGAAGCUGUCCAGCCUGGUGCUGCCAUCAGAGGUGAUCAUCGCGCAGAGCUCCAUCCCCGGAGAAGGUCUGGGCAUCUUCUCAAAGACUUGGAUCAAAGCAGGGACAGAGAUGGGCCCCUUCACGGGGAGGGUGCUCUCACCUGAGCACGUGGACCUCCUCAAGAACAACAACCUGAUGUGGGAGGUGUUCAAUGAAGACGGCACGGUCAGGUAUUUCAUCGAUGCCAGUCAGGAGGAUCAGCGCAGCUGGAUGACGUAUAUUAAGUGCGCGCGGAACGAGCAGGAGCAGAACCUGGAGGUGGUGCAGAUCGGCAGCAGCAUCUUCUACAAAGCGGUGGAGACCAUCCCACCAGACCAGGAGCUUCUUGUCUGGUAUGGAAACACCCACAAUACUUUCCUGGGAAUCCCUGGAGUUCCUGGAGUGGAAGAAGAGCAGCAGAAAAAGAGCAGGAACGAUGACUCCCACCCCUGUGACGGCCCUUCUUCCUGCUCUCCCCCCUCCUCCACAACCACAGCCGGCCGCAUGCGCUGCGUCAUCUGCCACCGCGGCUUCAACUCCCGCAGCAACCUGCGCUCACACAUGCGCAUUCACACCCUGGACAAGCCGUUCGUCUGCCGCUUCUGCAACCGCCGCUUCAGCCAGUCGUCCACGCUGCGGAACCACGUACGCCUGCACACCGGAGAGCGGCCCUACAAGUGCCACGUGUGUCAGAGCGCCUACUCUCAGCUCGCGGGCCUCAGGGCGCACCAGAAGAGCGCACGGCACAAACCGGUGACGCACAGUGCAGAAGUGACAUCCCAGGUGUCCCCUCCUCCUCCACCACCUCCUCAGAUGACAGCCAUGACCCACCAGCACCAGAUGCCCCUCGUACACCACAUCCCCACCAUGGUGCUAUGAUGACAUAAGCGUGGAGGGACAGUGACACAGAACAAUGUUGCACUUUAGAUUACAGCUGUAGAGGAGAGGUGAAAACAUCCCACAGAGACACUGACAUCUGCUGCCUUAUGUAAAGAUGAAAUAUACAGACAAGAAAACAACUCAAGACUUUAUAGAACAUUUUGUCAUCAGUGUGUCAUUUAUUAACGCAGUUAUACUUUCUUUAACGUACUAUUUUGAGUCACAAUCUCACCUGCUCAGGUGAACACUCCAGUCAGUCAGAGAUCUGUACAUUGAGUAGAAAUGUUCCCACGCCGUAUAUGAAUUUGUCACUUUAACCUUGCACAGACUGUAAACGAUACUAUUGUUGACUUGUAAAAUUGUACUGUAUGCCUCUGUACAUGUGAAUGUAAAUACA